AUGUCGUCGUCCGAUGGCGCUCCGGAGUCAUGGAUCUCCUCGUUUUGCCAGCUUAUGGGUCACGAGUUUUUCGCGGAGGUCUCGGAAGAUUUUAUUGAAGACGACUUUAAUCUGACCGGGCUGCAGUCUCAGGUGCCGAUGUACAAGGAAGCCUUGGAAAUGAUACUGGACGUGGAGCCUGAAGAGGAUGAAGAGGAGGAGGAAGAGGAGGAAGAGGAGGAAGAUGAGGAUGAGAUACUUGGUGAUGAGAAGCCGCCCGGUUACCGAAGAGAGCGAAGACACACAAGGGUUGCAAGCGACCUGAGUAUGAUCGAGACCUCUGCAGAGCUGCUUUACGGUUUGAUCCACCAACGGUACAUCACUUCACGUCCCGGUAUCCAGCAGAUGCUAGAGAAGUACGAGUUGCAACAUUUCGGAGUCUGCCCGCGAGUGCACUGCAAUGGGUGCAAAGUGCUUCCUGUGGGCCGUUCCGACACGCCAGGCCAAGAGACCGUGAAGCUCUUCUGUCCUAGCUGCCAGGACCUGUAUACGCCUCCCAACAGCCGAUUUCACUCGGUCGAUGGUGCUUUCUUCGGCACCACAUUCGGCUGUUUGUUCUUCAUGACGUUCCCCGAUUUGGAGAUUGGACCCCGUUUUGAUGCGCCCUUGUCAAACAUAUCACCACCGCGCUCAGCCUCUUUGCCUUCGACUGCCACGACGACCACGACCACGACAACUACUUCAGCGGGCGCUAGCAAUCAAGUUACAUCUGAUACACCCCGUCCUGUAUACCCCGUAGAGCUCAAUGGCGUGCGGACGGUCAACUUCUGCCCUGGCCUCGGAGAAGGUAGGGUAUACGAAUCGCGCAUCUACGGUUUUCGAGUUUCAGAGCGGUCUCGGGCUGGCCCGCGUAUGAAGUGGUUACGAAUGAAGCCAGCAGAUAUCACCGAGCUGGACGAAAUGUCUCGAUUUAAAGCACUACAGAACUACGAUGACGACGGCGACGCAGAUAUGGGAGAAGAUAAUGCACAAAACGCGAACUCGGCUAUUGCGCAACGGAAAAAGGCCCCAAUGCGGCGGCGACGAUACAACCCAGACCAGAUGAACAUAAACGGGGUGGACGGCUGAUUUAUUUAUUACUUUUCGAUUACUGUGCUACUUAACAUACAGCUUCUUUCCCUACAAAGUACCUUCCAACACAGUUCUACUCAGUGACCUUCCUUUCUUGCAUACUUAUUACUCAUUCAAUGUUUCUGGGCUUUUAGCCUGCAUCAAGGCGCCUUGCGUUAAUUUAUACCUUAAUCAGUCAAUACAUGGACA
Molecule: messenger RNA, 1299 nt
Organism: Aspergillus nidulans FGSC A4
Lineage: Eukaryota; Fungi; Ascomycota; Eurotiomycetes; Eurotiales; Aspergillaceae
Product: casein kinase II subunit beta
Exons: 1
Coding region: 1-1107 (368 amino acids)
Cellular component (GO): protein kinase CK2 complex
Molecular function (GO): protein kinase regulator activity
Source: RefSeq, a predicted model, not a curated record